This is a messenger RNA of Rhodotorula toruloides NP11, 1110 nucleotides long. RefSeq lists its product as uncharacterized. The record is from RefSeq and is a predicted model, not a curated record. The transcript has 6 exons. The coding region runs from base 1 to 1110 and encodes 369 amino acids. Lineage: Eukaryota; Fungi; Basidiomycota; Microbotryomycetes; Sporidiobolales; Sporidiobolaceae.
AUGCCUCCGAUCCGCUCCCGUCCUAUUCCACCCGACACCGCGGUGAACCCGCAGAAGCUCGUUCACUGCUUUCGGGCGGCGCAAGACGCGCUCUUUGCUCGCGCCGCACACUACGCCAACCUCCGCGACAAGGAGGGAGCGGCGCGUAUCGGGUUGCUCAUGGUCGGCCUCCAGGAGUGGAUCGAUACCUGGUGGAACGAGCACCUCUUCCACAUCGACGUUCGCAUCAGAUCUUCGGAACCGCCUUUCGCUAGUAAUCGCGCUCUGCGGUACAAUUUCUGCACUUGGUGGCUGUUGAACGAGACCCAACAAGCAGAGAUCGUCGAAUGGUUGACCGAUUUGAGCAGGAGUAUCAGACGAGGCGAGUUUGAUCGGGCGGACACCCUUCCUCCUUUCAAGGAUCUCCGCCUCGCUACCCCCAUCUACGCCGUCCGCGAGCGCGACGCAGGAACUCCUCAGGGCCAGCUGUCGACUCGUCUUGGCACGGCGUCGGUGACAAAGGCGAUGAACUGGGAUGACCGCUUUUGGGAAAGACGCAUACAAGGAGACGGAGUAUACGGGCAAGUCGUCCCUCCCGUAACUCGCUUCUCCUGGCGCAAGGUUGCACAGGUGCUCAUGAGCACUCACGACCGAGUGACGCAGGAGGGCCUCAGCAUCGAGAACUUCGUCAGCUGGGGUCAGGAAUGGUGGACACAGCUGUUCCAGGCGCACGAGGGCAAGCCAUACCUGGCGUUGUGGUUUUGCUUGACCGUGCAGCAGCAGGGUGACGUCGUCGACUUCCUCAAGACCCGCUGCGACCAUUUGCGAACGCACGGCGAGCAGGCACUCGUAAAUCCUUCGCGCUAUGUCGCGCUUCAACAAGCUGUCGCUUACCGGCUCGCUUGCAGACUCCUUUCGAUACUUCACCCUUGGCAUUCGACCUCGAGGAUUCGCGCUCUCACGUCGCCACGAAGCGCCGCCUCGGAUCAACAUGCGCUUAUCAAAACGACGUCCGAGGGAUACGACCACGAACCGCCAAUGCCUGCGUGCCUCGCCUCGUCCGCACACUCGCUCGGGUCCUCUCUCCUCAACAAUUUCAGUCACCGCCAGCGCGCCAUCUAUGCCUUCUAG